Naegleria fowleri is the source of this 2295-nucleotide messenger RNA. RefSeq lists its product as uncharacterized. The record is from RefSeq and is a predicted model, not a curated record. The coding region runs from base 1 to 2295 and encodes 764 amino acids. NCBI's taxonomy places the organism in Eukaryota, Heterolobosea, Eutetramitea, Acrasida, Naegleriidae. The transcript is spliced from 3 exons.
AUGCCUUCGGCUGGCGAUAUUAUUUCUUCCAGUACAUCCAAACUGGAGGGUCUUCAUAUCAACCCUUCUCUCUUCAAGACAUCCACAUUGGUUCAAACUAUUGUUGGGUUAAUUAUCAGUUCUGUCGUGAUUGCCUCUGUGGUAGCCACAGUCAUUCUCGUCUCAGUUGGCGUUGGUUAUCAAGCUCCAAAUCCCAAGCCAGACUUUGCAGAGACGUUCAAACAUCAACCAAUUAUCAUUAACGUUUUAUUGAAUGAUUUUGAUCCCCGUGGUGGUAACUUGACAGUUAGUUCCAUCAAAACCUUGCCAUUGAAUGGUACUGUGGAAAUUGUCUCUUCGAGUAGUGUGCUCUAUCAAUCGAAUGGAACUUUUAGUGGAAAUGAUUCCUUUGUAUAUGUGGUUUCGAAUGGAUAUUUGCAAGCUGAAGCAUUGGUGAUGGUUCAUGUAUUGAAUCGACCACCUCAUGCCAUUCCUUUAGAAUUCCAAGUGGAGAAGAAUUCCAAACCAGUGGAUUUGAAUUUCUUGACAUAUGUGAAUGACAAUGGAGGUUCCAUGUUUGAUUUGGACUCGUUUGAUGUUUUGACUGUGAGUGAUGUUUCUGGUGGUGUUUUGAUCCCUUCAGACACUAUGAAAAACACUUCGAGUAACAUUCUCAAAUUGGGAAGUGUCAAACUUCUUUCGUAUGGUAUUUCCUACUCUCCAACCAAAUACUUUAUUGGAACUGAAAGUUAUAACUAUACUGUGAGUGAUGGAGUGGAAUUCUCAUCGAGUGUUGUGAAAAUUGUCGUUACAAAUGGAGCUCCAGUGGCCAAAGAUGAUGCUUACUAUGUUCCAAAAUAUUCUCAAGCGACUUUAAAUGUUCUUCUCAAUGAUUAUGAUCCCAAUGAAGAUGACAUUACCAUUGAUUCUAUCAAUUCUGUGGGUGUUGCCAGUGCCACAGUGGAUCAACCUGACAAGAAAACUAUCACUUACUUGACUUCAAGUACUGUCUCAACUUCGUAUUCAGAUAGUUUUGAAUAUGUCAUUAGUGAUGGUGAAAAGGCAGCAAGUGCUGUGGUGUUCAUUAAGGUGUUUAACACUCCUCCUUUAGUGAAUGACUUUUCAACCAUUGUGAAAAAGAAUUCAAUGAAUAAUUUCAUUCCAAUUAAUUAUACAGAGAGUGAUAUUUUGGACACAGUGACAAUGAGUUCCAUCACUCCAUCUCCUUCCAUAGUUGGUUCUUCUUUGAUUAAUUCAAAAACAUCUUCAAUUGUGAGAGCUCCAUGUUGUGAUUGGAGAACUGUGGUGAGAAAUGAUUAUUCCAUUCAAUUCAAUCCAUUACCAAAUCAAAUCUAUACUCAAAGUUUUCAAAUUGUAAUGGAAGAUGGUGAAAGCAAAUCUCGAAUGGCCACUUAUUCCAUUCAAGUAGUGAAUGAUCCUCCUACUGCAAAUCCAGAUGAAACUUAUUGCAUCAAAAAUUCAUUCACUAUCAUCAAUGUUGUUUCCAAUGACGUGGAUGUCAAUCCAGGUGAUACUUCUAAAAUUCGAUUGAGUACUGGAUGGACCAAAACUUCAUCCAAUGGUGGAAGCUUAAUUCCACUCAAUGCCACUCACGUUCAAUACACUGCACCUCUUGGAUUCAUUGGUGAUGAUGUCAUUUCCUAUGAAAUUACUGAUCAAACAUUGAAUCAAACAACUGGUCAAUGGGAUGCUUCCAGUUUUGCCAUUGGUACUCUCUUGGUUCAUGUCGUUCCUGAAAAUUACACCAAUCAACCACCUACUUGUUCAGGUGGAAUUUCACAAACCUUAACGAAGGGAUCUUCCUAUGAUUUCAAAUCCAAAAUGGCUGCUGUGAGUGCCUUGUCAAGUGUUGGAAACAUUACAGGAAGCACCACUUUUACAGCUGCUCUCAAAAAUAGUGGAACCAAGGUUGCUGCGUUCAUUGUGAGUGAUAUUUAUGGAUUAACUGCUCAAUGUCCACUCACUGUGACAGUCACAAAUACUGCACCUAUUUCUCAAAAUGCAAACUAUUCAUUUGUCAUUUCACAAAGUAGUUUCGUUCACACCAUGAGUUAUGUGGCAGAUGGUUAUGCAUCAGAUGCAGAUCCUCAAGAUGUGUUGACAUUGAGUCUUGUCGAUGCUUCCAAUUGUUUGAAUACCAUUGCUUCGAGUGUGACUAUUUCAGGAAAUGUCAUUUCUCUCACAAGAAAGGUUCCUUCAGGUUCAUGUAAACUUACUGUCAAAGUGACAGAUGACGAUGGCACCAAUCCACUCAGUUCAAACAAUGCCUUAAUUACCAUCAAUCUCUCUCUCUAA